UGCACUUCUGAAAUAUGACAUCAUUUCUGAGCAAUUCUCUUGAAAUUAGGACCAGUUAUUUAGUAACAAGCUGCUUAGAGAAGCUGGACAACAUACAUAACAACACGGGUAUUUCCAGGACGGAUCAUGACCAACGUGCCUUCGUAUCCUUCAUUUCAAUCUGUAACAGCUCCAAUCGAUUUAAAGGCAUUGCUUCUGCGUGUAACCUACAGACCCCAUCGAGAGUCCCCGAUCCUGUAUCUAGUGUUUGAAUCCCGACGGCUGAAGGAAUGCAUCUCCCGGGGAGGUGGGUGCACCCCAUUUUACCAUUAGGACCCCAAAGGAUGUUGUGCACAUGCGCACUGGGGCAAUCUACCGGAGCGCGAGAGGUAGGGAAGGGAGUCCUAAUGGCGGAGAAUGUACGGUCGCCUUUUGACUACCGGGAGCCACCGACCCUCGACAGCGACGGGGAUGGAAGCAAACCGCCGCCGCCGAGGGGGCGAGUGUGUGGAAGAAAAAGGAAGGGAACACCUGUGAAGGUGUGUGACCGUGCGUACGUAACAGAAGAUGAGGAGGAGGAGAGCAUGUCGGAACACAGCUACAGCCCUGGUGAGGGCCAGUACCCAGAGGGUGCAGAAGAUCGCCUCCCCCCGCCUGGCAGUCCCUACUACUUGCCCGAUCCCACUCAGCUCUGUGUGCCAGAGUUGGGGGAGGAGGGAGCGAGUGGCGUCAGGGGACCUGUCCUCUUCCAUCCACCGCCCAACUGUCGGAUUAGAGAAGUCCACUGUGGGACCCAGGUGCGGUUGGUUGUCAUAGCAAUCCGAGACAUCGCCAAAGGGGAGGAGAUCACAGUGGACUACAGCCUAACUGACUGGGGGGAGAAUGCAAUGGAGGAAGAGGCCGGCCCCCACCCACUGUCCCUCUCUGUGUCUGAUUACCUUACCCCUUCGUGGUCAUUGUCACCCUCGUCCUCCCCACUCACCCACUCUGAGCCCAGCGACUCGGACCGCGAGGAGGACGAAGAGGAGGAAGAGGACGACGACGACGAUGAUGAUGAAGACGAGGAAAUUGAGGAAAUAAGGGGCCGGAUGCUUCGGCGGCGCAAGAAGCGCAAGCUGCCCGCCGAGGUGGAUUCGGAGAAGAAGAGCGCGCCCGCAUCCACCAGAGGCGCCGGGCACCCCUGCUCCUCGUUCUCGCAACCGGCGCCUGUCGCGGCCCACGCCAGGUCCCAGCCCCCGACCAGCGCCCUGGCCCCCCCGACCACCACCACCACCACCACCACCACCUCCACCACCACCACCAACAACAACAACAACAACAAUAUUAACAUGAACAUUGGGAGCUCCGGCGCCGCCGCAGUGAGCCGGCGGCAGCACUGCCCGUACUGCGACCGCCACUAUCGCUCCCUGGCGCGCCACCUGGAGAAGCACCACGCCAACCAGCCGGACGUCAGGACGGCCAUGGAGCUGGCGCAGCUGCACGCGCACGCCUCUUCAAAUGGCGGCGCCUCGCACCCUCACCCCUCGUCCUCGUCCUCGUCCACCGCCGCCACACACACUCACUCCUUUGCUGUCCCUCAGCCCUCGGCCUCCGGCGCCGCUCCCCCUCCUCCCCUCUUCUCCAGGGAGAGGGAAUCGCCGGCCACGCGCUCGGGCGCCGGCGGCGUCUCCUUCUCCCUCCCGCUUUCGCCGCCGGCCUCGGCUCAGCCGCCCGCCGCCAAGAAGGGAACCGGCCUACCGCUGCCCGGCUUAAAGCGCGCCGCGGCCCCGCCGGCGUCGCGGGUUAAGAGUCCGUCGCCACCUCCCACAUCCGCUCCCAGAAGGGGUCGGAAGAUGAAGAGGGAAAAGCACGAAGAGCAGCAAAAGGUGGAGGUGGAGAGCUCGAGGAGCCAGGAGGAGCUGGUGCCACCUCCUACUCCCGAACCAGACAUUGAUCCCAAUGAAGAUCUCGAGCUGAGCGGAGACGGAGAGGAAGACGCAUCAGAGGAGAAGAAUGGAGAGAUUGUAAGCCCACAGAGACAUCACAUGUCUCCAAUGCUCUCUUCCCUCUCGUGCUUGGUCCUCUACCUGCGGCGCCAGCAGCACUCCUCUUUCCUCUCUCUAACCCGUUCGCCUCACUCUGCCGAGUCCUGGCGCCUGCUCUGCCAUUCCAGCCUGUCCCUGCUCAUCCUCUACAACCGCCACAGGGAAUGCGAGGUGGCCAAGCUCACUGUCCAGGACUACCACAACCGCGUCACUCCUCCGGCCAUCUCCAUCGGCGGCGCCCCUGCCGGCAUGGAAGCCCUGCUGUCCCCCUUUGAGCGCCAGGUCCUCUGCAACCUCCCGAGGGCCAGUGUUUUGGGCAAGCGCGGUCGCAUCCAGCCGCUUAUUCUCCCGCCUCACUGUGAGUCCUGCCUGGACCUACUCCUUCAAACCAGCCCCAAUGUGGGCGUGGACCCAGAGAGCCCGUACGUCUUCUCCCGGCCCUACCACUCGCCCGCCACACCGCUCCGGGGCACGGACCUUCUGAGGAACCUGGCGCGGUCCAGCGGGGCCAAAAACCCCGGAGCUGUGACGGCGACGCGCGUACGCAGGCAGGUCGCGAUACUUACUCAACUGCUCCUAUUGGAUGAGGGUGAGGGCCAGCAUGGAGCCACCAAGCAGCUGGAGGACUUCCUGGAACGAGAGUACCAUGUGACACAGAACUGCUCCACCAUCAUACGGGACCCGGCACUGAUGGGUCGCGUGGGUCGCGUGGUCCUUUAUGGGGAGAAGGAGGGCGUGCUGUUCAGAGGCAUGAGCCUGCAGCACAUCUGCCUCGAGUUGGAUGUAAUGUCCGGCAACUCGGCCGAGUCCUUCUCGGAAGAAUCUGAGGCCGAGGAAGAAAAAGAGGACGUCAAAGAGAAAGCUGAGGUGACGGUGAAGAAGAAAGGACCGGGGCGACCGCCGCGGAAGAAGAGAGCCACCGUUCCCUCCUCGGUCUGCCCAUCGAUAGCCAAUGUUCAUAAGAGAAGAUGCAUUCCGCCCAAAUCAGGGAAGCGUGGCGUACUGAAGCGCCCCUGGUCCGAGGACGAGCGCGUGGCAGUGGAGACCAACCUAAAGAGGAACCUCAUGGAGCUGCGGGUGCCGGCGAAGGCCGACUGCGAGCGCUGCCUCGAACUCUGCCCCCUGCUGGUGAGCAACCAGCGGGACUGGAGGGCUAUCAAGUUUUACGUUCACAACCGCAUCCAGCUGCUGAAGAAGCAGGGGAGGCGGGAAAGCGCCGCCGCCGUGUGCUAGGUGGCGGCGGCGCGGGACAACUACCAUAUUGUAAAAAAACAAAAAAAACACCCCAACAGCAAUCGUAAUGAGCAAGCUGAGUGCAGCUCCUCUUUCUGAGUGCCGUCCCUGAAGUCCGGUGCAUGCAGUGUCUCAUCACCCCCGGUCAUAAGUGAGCUGUGUAGUAAUGAGUUGCUCCAGUUGAGACACGUGGGGCCCAGUAUCUGCGUUCUCUUAAACUGCUGGACAAGAUGUAGGCAAAGAUGUGAAUAUGCGUUCAAACAAUAUGCGUUUUUAUGUCAUCCUCAUUUCGUGAAGUAGUUGAUUGGGGAGAACAGCGGGAUGUAAAGGAGACAUGGAAGGAAUGCCCCUGCAUUUGGCUAAUGACCAAACAAUGUGUAAAGCUUUGGAAGAAGUAAACCAAUAGUUCUGAUUUUUUUUACAUCACCACAGAUAGACUAUGUAUGAACUUGUAUAGUUUGUGUUUGAUAUUGACUGACGUGCCCCCAACCUGCGGCGCCAAAAUCAACGUGCGUAUUAGAAAGUAUUCUUCAUAGUCGAGGACCAUAAUGCACCUACAAAGUGGUUCAUGCAUACCUCUUCUACCAUGGUCGUAGUCAGACUGUGUAUCAAGGCACACCUACUUGAAUUCAUUGUAUUAAAAAAAAUCAUUUCAAAAUUAAUUUAUGGUAUUAUCCAUAAUGUAAAUACUUCCUAAUCUAUGAAAAAUAUACACUAGUGAUUGCAUAGUAUUGUGUUAUGUGUACAUACUGUAAAUACUACCUGUACUUAUUAAAGUGUAUGACAUUU
Messenger RNA from Pungitius pungitius (ninespine stickleback), 4025 nucleotides. RefSeq lists its product as uncharacterized. Bases 270 to 3236 code for a protein of 988 amino acids. NCBI's taxonomy places the organism in Eukaryota, Metazoa, Chordata, Actinopteri, Perciformes, Gasterosteidae. The transcript is spliced from 8 exons. The record is from RefSeq and is a predicted model, not a curated record. Gene Ontology annotation, molecular function: protein binding.